UAAAGAAAGGCAAACAAAAGAGGAGGAGAAAAAUCUCCGCACCUGACCUGACCUCGCUUCCUCUCCGUUGCUCCCUUUCCCCUCCCGUCUGCGAUCCAUCGCUACGACUCGACUGAAGAAGCAACCGUCCCCUCCUCGCUGAACGAUGGAGCCUGACCAGAGUGGUAACGAGCAGAGCUCUCCACGCGGGAACGAUUGGGAAGUUGUGCAACUGACUGCAUCAGCAUACGCAUCUGCACCUGCUUCAAGAAGACUUGAACCUUCUGAGGAGGCUGAAGCUAAGAAGUAUGGCCCAAAAGGGGAUGAUGAUUCAGCGGCUGCACUGUUGAUGUCUGGCCAUUUCUCGGUGUCUCGGAAUGAAGUUGAGAGCCUCCUCAUAGGCACAGACAGCAAGGAGCGACAGAAGGAGCUUUGCAGCCAAGAUGCAGUUUCUGACGAGUGUAAUGAUGAGAAGUACCAAGAAACCUGCAAGCAUAAGUUGAAGGAUGACCUUCCCAGGAUUCCAUCCUUCGACAAAGGGAAAAGCCUUUCCUUGGUUGAUAUGGAGUUUGAUGAUGGCAAAACAUUGCAAGGCAUGAGUUUGGUUGGGGAAGAGCCUGUUGGGUUUUCACCACCUGGUUACAGCGCCAUCGAUGCUGAAAAGGAUUUAAGCUGGUCAGCUACUGAGAGUAAAAAUGAGAAGAAAACUGAGGAGUCAACUUUGCACAAAGUGAACCCCAUCACUGGUUCAUCAAAGGCUGUUGCAUCUGGUGAACAGAACAAACCUGAUGGUUCUGGAUUCCCACGUGAUGCCUGGUUGAAGAAGCAACUUUUAUCACUGUACAAGAAUGCAAAGGAAAGUAAUAAGUUCUGGCCUAUAGUUGCGGCUGCUGCUGCUUUGAUUGGCAUGGCGUAUUUUGGGCGGCGCUGGCAAAAGGGCAAGUUGCAGCUUCAGCCUGUCAAAUUGCAACCUUCUAGCAGCAAGGAGAAAAUUAAUCAUGCGGUUGGACCUUUAAACCGUAUCAAGGACAUUCUUGUUGCCGGCAAUUACCAAAGUCCCGGUGUGCAUGGACAUGCCUGACUGAGCUGAAUGUAAUGAAUCCUUAAAGCCUUCGAAAUCCUCAAUCCACAAGAUAUUAUGUAUCCGCUCGAGACAUUGGCUCAAAAUGAAGAUAGUGGGGGCAAAAUUCGAGCAGUCAGUCAAGGUUUGAGGAUGUUUAUGCAAGUAUGUGUGAAUUCCAAAAAUCCUUUUGGAUAUGUAAAUAUACGAGUUUAGUGUGAUUGGCUCUUAUUAUUAUUUUAAUUUCAUCAAACCUCCUCUGGUUUUCCGUGUAGUGCUGAAAUCAACUUCUGUACCUAUGGUAACUGAUUCAUGGUGUCAUGUUUGGGGUUGCUGAAGAAACAUGAGUAUGACUGUGCUA
This is a messenger RNA of Phragmites australis (common reed), 1400 nucleotides long. Its product is annotated as ATG8-interacting protein 1-like. Lineage: Eukaryota; Viridiplantae; Streptophyta; Magnoliopsida; Poales; Poaceae. The record is from RefSeq and is a predicted model, not a curated record. The transcript is spliced from 3 exons. Gene Ontology annotation, cellular component: intracellular membrane-bounded organelle. The coding region runs from base 146 to 1060 and encodes 304 amino acids.